GUCUCGUUCGUAGUGUGCGCACCCAUCGGCCCCCUUUGUUCCUUCUUGACUUGGACACCCUGAGACAAAGAGGGAUCCAAGACGACGUCCAUUGUGACCAGGACGGUUGGUCGGUUGGUGCUGAACAAAUGCGUCCGUCUGUGGCUGAGCCACAAAAGCUUGAUGUUCCAGAUCAUUCGAGGGGCAAAAUGGGGCACAAGGGUUAGGGCUCAGUAUGCCGUGAUCUCUCCAUGGGGCAAAAGACUGGGCAGCCAAACAGGGAUUGGAGGCCGCUAAUUUGUCGUCAAACCAUCCUGCUGUGGAAGAUACCUGCCAGCAAAGGUAGGAUAAGGUUAGAAGUGCAUAUCGCGGUAAACAUGACGGUGAAAAAUGGUAUGGGGACGCAGAGGCACACUGGCAAUACGGAAUCUCUAUGUGCAGGCGGGCGACCACCGAACGUAAAUGCCUGGGACCGAACACGACCGUUGAGAAGUGUCACGUGCAGAUCUCUAGGGAGCGAGUUCUUGGCGCGACCUGAAAGUGAUGCUGCGCAUCAAACGAUAUUCCCCGGUCAGCUGUUCGUCACUUGUGGACGGGAGUCACUAGAGUUCUGGAUCGUGUUCAUUUAUGAAGUGCAUUGCGUGGGAUUGUUGGAACCUCGGACACCCAAAAAAUCAUCGCGAAAUCCGGUUUGCGGGAGUUCCCGCCGCGGAGAUGCCAGGCUUGGCCGAAAUACCGUAUUAAACGGCUGAGUCAGCCGAUUUUUGUUACCAAUUGUGAGCUGAUCGGUCGUGACUGCCAGGUC
This is a messenger RNA of Parathielavia appendiculata, 784 nucleotides long. RefSeq lists its product as uncharacterized. The coding region runs from base 231 to 731 and encodes 166 amino acids. NCBI's taxonomy places the organism in Eukaryota, Fungi, Ascomycota, Sordariomycetes, Sordariales, Chaetomiaceae. The record is from RefSeq and is a predicted model, not a curated record. The transcript has a single exon.